Cephus cinctus (wheat stem sawfly) is the source of this 2128-nucleotide messenger RNA. Its product is annotated as beta-catenin-like protein 1. Gene Ontology annotation, cellular component: spliceosomal complex. Gene Ontology annotation, molecular function: protein binding. The transcript has 7 exons. The record is from RefSeq and is a predicted model, not a curated record. The coding region runs from base 126 to 1862 and encodes 578 amino acids. NCBI's taxonomy places the organism in Eukaryota, Metazoa, Arthropoda, Insecta, Hymenoptera, Cephidae.
GCAUCUCCACAUUCAUCUCUGUAUGGUAUGAAAGAGCCUGAGUAGUUUGAGCAAUCGUCUUGACAAAUUGUAUAUUUGUGUCUAAUUUGAAAGGCGAUAUUCUUUACUUGGCGAUAUUCUUUACGAUGGAUAUUGGUGAAUUACUAUCGUACAAGCCGCCAAAUACUCCAAAACGUCCUGUACCAGGAGAAGAGGAUGAUGAAGAUGAAUGGGAGAAUACAAAGAAGUCCAAAAAGGUGAUCAAAACUCCAUAUCAUCCACGACAGAGGCAGCCCCGAGAAGUUGAACUGACUCCUGUGAGAAGCAACGAGCCUCCUACACCAGUUCGUGCUGCAUUGCCUGUACCAGCGAAUGAUAUCGUGGAGCCACAACUGACUGAAAAAGAAAAACAAGAUAUUUUAAAAUAUGUAGAGACAGAGGCACCUGAAGUAGAGGCUCUGGAUGAAGCUACGCUAAAGAGAAUGGUGCUACUGUUUGAGAAGAGAGCCCUUAGAAAUCAGGAAAUGAGAGUUAAAUUUCCUGAUCAACCAGAAAAGUUUAUGGAAUCUGAAGUAGAAUUACAUGAAACUCUACAAGAACUUCACGUAGUUGCCACCAAUCCAGAUCUUUAUCCUCUAAUGGUAGAAUUAGGAGCUGUACCGUCGCUCUUAGAAUUACUGUCACAUGAGAAUACGGAUGUGGCUGUGGGGGUAGUUGAUCUUCUACAAGAACUCACUGACGUAGACAUUCUCCAUGAGAGCCAAGAAGGUGCAGACUCACUGAUAGAUGCAUUGCUAGAGCAGCAAGUGUGUGCCUUGCUUGUACAAAAUUUAGAAAGACUGGAUGAGACUGUCAAAGAAGAAAGUGACGGUGUCUUUAAUACCCUAGCUAUUUUCGAAAAUCUUUUGGAAUUCAGACCAGAACUGUGUAGUGACGCAGGUAAACAGGGUCUCAUGCAAUGGCUACUUAGAAGAAUAAAAGCCAAGAUGCCUUUCGACGCCAAUAAAUUAUACGCCAGCGAGUUACUCUCAAUACUUUUACAAGAAACGCCAGAAAACCAUUUAUUAAUGGGCGACCUGGAUGGUAUCGACGUGUUACUCCAACAGUUAGCAUAUUACAAAAGACAUGACCCACAAACGGCAGAAGAACAAGAGAUGAUGGAGAACCUAUUCAACGUCCUAUGCUCAAGUUUAAUGGCUACUGUAAACAGAGAACGUUUUCUACGCGGAGAAGGACUUCAAUUAAUGAAUUUGAUGUUACGCGAAAAGAAAAUGUCACGAAACGGAUCCCUCAAAGUCUUGGACCACGCUAUGAACGGUCCCGACGGCAGAGACAACUGCAGCAAGUUUGUAGACAUCUUAGGACUCCGUACAAUCUUCCCACUGUUCAUGAAGACCCCAACGAAGAAUAGAAAGCGGAUGCUCACUGCUGAACAACACGAGGAACACGUAGUGUCCAUCAUCGCCAGUAUGCUAAGAAAUUGCAAGGGUCAGCAGCGACAGAGGCUGCUGAGUAAGUUCACGGAAAACGACUACGAGAAGGUCGAUCGUCUCAUGGAACUACACUUUAAGUACCUGGAAAAGGUUGAGGAAGUGGAGAAGAACGCUAAAGACGAAGAGGACGAGGAGGAGUCUUACCUAAGAAGAUUAGAUGGCGGAUUGUUCACGUUACAGCUCGUAGAUUAUGUGCUCCUGGAGGCGUGCACUGGGUGUCCACCUGCGGUUAAGCAAAGAGUCACUAGGAUUUUAGCACAGAGAAGAGCAUCUUUAAAGACCAUAAGGCAUAUAAUGAGAGAAUAUGCAGGAAAUCUUGGCGAUGCUGGCGACACUGAAUGGAGGGAGGCAGAACAGCAACACAUACUUCAGUUGAUAGAUAAAUUUUGAUAGUAUCAAUUAUCCUUAUCGUUAUCAGACAAGCACAACAACGACCUUUCUAUUUGGUACACUAAACUGAUACCGCAAUUAGCAAUUUGAUAUCAAAAAUUAAUUGGAUACAAGAAUAGAUCCAUGAUACAUUCUCAAGCCCCAUAAUCUUCCUUAAUCUCGAAAAUAUAGUGACGUCAUUUCCUGUAAUAUUUACCAUCCUUACACAUACUAUAAAAUGAUCAAACAAAUAUUUAUAAAUAAAUAUGCAGUACUUUUAAAAAUGA